GCCGGUCUGUUAGUUGUCAGCUGACAGCCCAUUCAAUUGGACCUGCUCAACGGCGCGGAUUUCGAUUGAGCUUUCCGAUUUUCAUUUGUUCAAACAAUCCCACUAAUAGCAGUUUUUGUUUUUUUGUAAAGAACACAGCGAUUGUAAUUGUAAAAGUUCAAGUAAUUCGAUCGGCAGGUCGUGAGUGAAAUUAAAUCGAAAAGUCACUAUCACCAGUGGUAGUUUUCAGCUGCGCAGUAGAAAAAACUAAAGACAUCUACAGACUGUUGCCGGACUUAAUUGUAAGAAUAAACAAACACAUCCAAUAUGACAAACAUGCGGCCACCGCAGAAAUCCAAGUUGCUGAAGGUCGUCAUAUUGGGCGACGGGGGUGUUGGAAAAUCCGCCCUUCUCAACCGCUUCGUUUCAAAUCGCUACGAGGAAAACAAUUUCCACACCAUAGGCGUGGAGUUUAUGAAUAAGGAUAUAGUAGUUGAUGGAGAACACUACACAUUGCAGAUAUGGGAUACUGCUGGACAGGAGAGAUUUCGGGCUUUGCGAACACCUUUCUACAGGGGAUCGGACAUCUGUCUGCUGUGCUAUGCCCUCGACGAUCGGGACAGCUUGAAGGGAUUGGGUAUGUGGCGCAAUGAGUUCCUGAACUACGCAGACGUCGACCAAGACAAGUUUCCCUUCAUCGUGGUAGGAAAUAAGAACGAUAUUCCAGCUCAGAAACGGCAAGUGACCUUCGAGGUUGUGCAGCAGUGGUGUGCGGAGCAGAAGAUUGCCUGCCACAUCGAGACGUCCUCAAAGGCGGCCACCAAUGUAACAGAUGCCUUCGUCCUUGGCCUUCGCCAAUGGCGGCACAUGGAGUGCGUGGCGGAGGCAGAACUGCGACAGCAUGGCGACACUAUUGACCUAACCCGCCCCAUUAGACUGGUGCAGCGUCGCAUCUGUUGCACAGGCGGAGGCGGGGGUCAGGACGUAGAUGGCAGUGAUUCUGCCAUGCAAAGUCCGGGAAAGAAAAUGUUCGGACAAAAACGCAACGCCGCCAAGGCGCCAGCCACCAAUUAUCGACUAUGAGCAGACAGAUUGGAGCUGUCAGGGAACUUACGCUUAAUUUAACCACUUACCCCACCGGGUUGACCUUCAUUCCGUUACAUUCCAGACCAUUCCGAGAGGGGGAAGUGCAUAAGACCAAAAAGUAAUCAAUCGUUGAUGCUAAAAUUUGAAGCGAUUAGCCUGGAGUUGAUAUUCUAAAGGAACUUUGUUUUUUUAACGAACUACUUAAGAGCUAACUGCACUGUAUAACAGUUAUAACAUAUGCUUUAAGACGAAUACUAGCGAAUAUUUUCCUAAAAGAAUCUAAUAUUCUUACUAAAUUAUUAUUUAUAUCGGCAAAUUGGAUACAGAUGUUUUAUACAACAUCCCUUUUUGGUAAUUGUAAUGAACAAUGUAACUGUUAUACAGUAUAAAAAACUUACCAAUUGAAUAGUCUUAUACUGUAUAACAGUAAAAGUGUCUUAAAGAAGCUUUUGGUGUCUUAUAUAGCAUAUGAAUUUAUAUGAACUUAUACAAUAUUUAAGGCAACCAGAGUUUCGCUAGUUUUGGAUAUGUAUUAGCUACACAAAUCAUUUUUGUACAAUAAAUAUCUGAAAAUAUGACAAAA
Drosophila eugracilis is the source of this 1648-nucleotide messenger RNA. RefSeq names its product ras-related protein Rab-9B (gene Rab9). The coding region runs from base 307 to 1062 and encodes 251 amino acids. The transcript has 3 exons. The record is from RefSeq and is a predicted model, not a curated record. NCBI's taxonomy places the organism in Eukaryota, Metazoa, Arthropoda, Insecta, Diptera, Drosophilidae. Gene Ontology annotation, molecular function: GTP binding; GTPase activity. Gene Ontology annotation, cellular component: phagocytic vesicle; late endosome; lysosome. Gene Ontology annotation, biological process: retrograde transport, endosome to Golgi.